Messenger RNA from Chanos chanos (milkfish), 735 nucleotides. It is a transcript of the gene svip, whose product is annotated as small VCP interacting protein. Lineage: Eukaryota; Metazoa; Chordata; Actinopteri; Gonorynchiformes; Chanidae. The record is from RefSeq and is a predicted model, not a curated record. The coding region runs from base 407 to 649 and encodes 80 amino acids. Gene Ontology annotation, cellular component: endoplasmic reticulum membrane. Gene Ontology annotation, biological process: negative regulation of VCP-NPL4-UFD1 AAA ATPase complex assembly; negative regulation of retrograde protein transport, ER to cytosol; positive regulation of autophagy. The transcript has 4 exons.
GUAUCGUAACCGUCGGUGGCAAUACAAAUAAAAAGUGCUUAACACUGCUCACGUUUCGGAACUUCAAAUAACUUUUUCCCGAUGUCGCGUCGUUUGAACAAGAGGUUUGCUUAGGAGAAUGUUUAAUUAAUAUAGUUUGGUAGAUAAAAACUGGUUGGCUUUAGUGGCAUACCUAGGACAGGGCAGGCAACGUUAGCUGUAGUUGCUAGCUACAUAGCGCACACAGCCAGAAACGUUAGUUUGCUUUUUCUAUACAGACCUGCUGUCACCUAGCCUUUCCCCCCUACCGUAGUGCUAGCAAACGGUUUUAACGCAGGCUGAAGUUAGACUUGCUGUUUUGUGAAUAUUUUAACAACUUAUUUACACGUCUGUCUUGGGACAUUGAAAACAUUGGGAAUAUCCCAGUAUGGGGAUGUGUUUGCCUUGUUUUGGUGGAGCUGCGGACGACGUUGUAGCUACCCCGGACCCAGAAACGAGAAGAAGGCAGUUAGCAGAAGCGGCUGAGAAGAGACAAAAAGAGACCACCUACAGAGGCAUCAAGAACCCUGAAGCAGUUGAAAGGAAGAAGAAGAAACAGGAGGAGAUUGAGAAACAGGCAAUGAGCACGUCGCCCUCUGGUGGCGGGGGGCUGAAGUGGCAGGUUGGCUAAAGGGGAGGCUGGAGAGAAUAGUGAUGGUGUGUGUCCAUGUUUUGGCUCAGACGACAUGAGCAGCGUUACCAGUUGACUCGAAAGAA